CUGACCCCUUCAAGCGCUCCGAAGAAUACCGGAGAAAUUCUCAAAAAUUCAUAUUUUAUAAACACAGGUUAACGAAAGCAAAUGGUUUAAACUGUUACUCUGGUGACUAAUUCAACAUGGGGACUUAUUUUAAAGGACGUCUAAGUUUGUUUCUAAUCAUUGGAGUUGUUUUAAUGUGUCGUGUAACAAUAGCGUGUGCUGCAGUUCCCGAUGAACUUGAAGGUCUUGCGGGUCGUGUCUUAAUGGCUUCAUCAGAAGUCCAGGGAAAUGGUCCCAAUGAAAAGCCAAAAGGUACCGAUUCUGUAUCCUUUGUACAGCCUGUUGAGGAUGAAGUGAAUGGCAUUUUCCAAGGCUCCUUGUCAAAGCAGCCAUCUGCCUCUGGUGGUUCAUGGAGUGUUUCUAGUCUUGAAUUCAUCCAUGCCUUCGUAGCUGCUCUAUCUGUGAUCAUUGUUUCGGAACUUGGCGACAAGACAUUUUUCAUUGCUGCCAUUAUGUCAAUGAGACAUCCAAGGCUUGUUGUAUUCACAGGAGCUAUGCUUGCCCUUGGUUUAAUGACAAUUCUCUCAGCAGUUUUGGGAUAUGCAACAACCGUCAUUCCAAGAAAAUACACACUGUACAUAUCAACAGCACUGUUUGUAUUUUUUGGUCUAAAAAUGUUAAAAGAAGGUUACGAUAUGGAUCCUAAUGAGGGACAGGAGGAGUUAGAAGAAGUACAAGCAGAACUUAAAAAGAAGGAAGCUGAGAUGGAGAAGGAUGACUCAUCUACCAUCACUCAAGAUGUAGAAACUGGUAUAAUAAGAGGAGGGAAAAAGCCUGCAAAGUUUUUUGGUCUUUUUUCACCUAUAUUACUACAGGCAUUCACUCUAACAUUCCUUGCUGAAUGGGGUGACAGGUCUCAACUGGCAACUAUACUCCUGGCAUCAAGAGAGAAUGUAGUUGGUGUGACGAUAGGUGGAACAUUAGGACACGCCCUGUGCACUGGGCUGGCUGUGAUUGGGGGAAGACUAAUUGCUCAAAGAAUAUCUGUCAGAACAGUUACAAUUAUUGGUGGGAUUGUCUUUUUGAUAUUUGCAUUAACAGCAUUUUUUAUUGAAGAGUAAAACAAAAAUGAUUUAACUGAAUUAAACAGAUGGACCUACGGUAUACAAGUAUCAACCCUAUACAUUCACUUUUAUGAAUGAAAAUUAUAUAGAAAUCUGUCACACUUCAUGGACCAGUGUGUGUGACGAGCUGUGAACGUGAUCAUCUUUUGUAAAACUUUGGCAUGUAACCCUUUUACUCCAAAGAACUACAUAUUAAUUCUCCAUCCUGUCUACCAUACCUUUCUAAUAAUUUUUGCUUUGAGAACGUGGUAGCAUCUUGUGAUGGAAAUUUUUCUUUUUUUUGGAUUACCUGUCUGCUUAAAAAUGAAGGAACUUUCUGCAGAGAAAUUAUUUAGUGAUCAAUCUUUGGGAGAAGAAGGGUUAAGACUCGGAGUGCAUGUCUAAGUGAAUAGAUUUAUCCUAAAAAAAAAAAAAAAAAGAAUUAAAAAAAUAUUGUAAUAAUUGUCAUUAGUCCAAGCCAUAAUGCAAUGCUUACUGCAGUAUUGAUGGUAAUAUUGAUAUUAUAGCUAUAAUUAUUAGUAUAUGUCACACAGGCAAAUGGUGCAUUUGCAUACACUGAUUGGCUGGUUCAGAAGUGAUUGGCAUACACUGAUUGGCUGGUUCAGAAGUGAUUGGCAAGUACUGACCCUAAGAACAAUCGUAGAUGGAGGGAGGCAGCACGAUAGAAUUGUGCAUGUACAGUGCCUCUGUCCUCUCAGGAAUACCAAUGAGUCACGGCUAGUCUUUUCAUGAAAUUAUACCAAUAACUUUUUUUUAGUUUUAAAUUGGACAAACACCAUUUUCAUUUUAUCCUCAAGGGAUAUCUAUGAUUAUAUUCAUCUCAUGAUUAAGGGCAGAAUAAGAACAAGCUAGUUUAUACCAAGCUUUAUUCCUACAACUCUGGAAAUUGUAGCCUUGACUUUCAUCGUUAAAAUGAACAUAUCAUUCAUACUAUUUUACAUGCAUGUAUGAAAUCAUGCGAAUGGCAAUAUUAUUUAAAACAAAGUUAAUUAUUACACUAGUCAGUCAGAACAGAUGAGAAGCAUUCUUUAAUAUUUUUUUAGUUACAAUCAUUAAUUUAGGAGUAUUGCGGCAUUAUUUUACACCAAAGAAAACACUUUGGGCAGGUUAUUUACUCAAGGUCUCACCAAAACCAGGGUUUAUGCAAACAGUAGGCUUUAGAGGGUUGACUUAAUUUGAUUUAAAUGUCCUUCCACAGUUAGCUUUUGACCCUUUUGACACUGUUCACUUAAAGGGGAACUGAAGCCUAAAAUUGAUAUAUUGUUUGCAUUCAUUUCUAGUUAGCUUUAGAGGAGUAAGAUAAAGUGUCGAUAUUCAUUUUCAUUCACUUGUUUUUCACGAGAAAAUUCGAUUUGAAGUUGCCUUUUUCCCACUUUUGGGGCUGUAAGACCGUUGACUCAAAAUAGGUCAGCAGCAGUCGUUUAUGAUGUCAGUGGUGGGGAACCAACUUAGAAAAACAACUGUUAUUAUUUCAUUUUCGUAGUUAAUCCCCAUUACAGGUCACGCAACUUGGAAAACUCCAUAACCAAACCAAAUUUCUGUAGAAAGAGUACGGGUUUAUUAUCUUUCUUCCCCACCAGUGACGUAAGAGUGAGCUAAAAUGACCGCUGACAUUGCUUCUCUGAGCCAUUGUACUACGAGGCCAAAAUACCACUUUAAACUAUUUAUCUGAGGCAAAGUUGGGCACAAAGACUGAAAAGAACCCUCGAACAUUGCUAUUUGAACUAUAAGCUGCAGUUUAAAAAAAUGGUUAAUUUUUAGGGUUCAGUUCCCCUUCAAGUCAGUGUUCAGAUAAAAGGUAAGCACAAUUAAGAAUUGUUAAGGAAGUAGUUUUGUCAAACAAAGGCUAACCCUUGUUUAAAAAACUGACCCUUUCAGUUUUCUGUGUGAACUUUUCUUUUUUUGGUAAAUGGUUUGAACCCAGUGGUAAUAGUUCAUAUUGUUUUCCGAUGACCAGUGAAAGAGUAGUAUCGCCUCAAUAUGAACCAUCCUCACUAAUGAUGUAAGUAGAAGUCUUCAUCAUCAAAAAGUCAUGUGCAUGAAAACUGAAAGUAACUUUUAAACAAUGACUAGUUUAAAGUUAAGGCAUGUAUUUUUGUUAUUUUUAACAUAAUCCAGCACAUGGUUCCCCAAAUUCCGUUUAAUAUGGAAUAAAAUAUUUCCCACCAGCAAGAAAGAAAAAAAAAUUAAAUUGCCUUAAAUCUCUCAAUUUGUAAACUGGUGUCUUUCCUCCCAAGCUUAAAAAGUGGAGAGGGCAAACUAAAAGUUGUGUUGUUGGGAUCUGAAUGAUUGAAAACACUUAUCAAAGCUUUGUAGUUGCUGUUGAUGAUUAAACGCAGCACUAAAGUCAACAGUGCACAAGUUGAGUAGA
This is a messenger RNA of Stylophora pistillata, 3474 nucleotides long. RefSeq names its product putative divalent cation/proton antiporter TMEM165. Gene Ontology annotation, biological process: Golgi calcium ion transport; calcium ion transmembrane transport; Golgi calcium ion homeostasis. NCBI's taxonomy places the organism in Eukaryota, Metazoa, Cnidaria, Anthozoa, Scleractinia, Pocilloporidae. Gene Ontology annotation, cellular component: Golgi apparatus. The record is from RefSeq and is a predicted model, not a curated record. Gene Ontology annotation, molecular function: manganese ion transmembrane transporter activity; calcium ion transmembrane transporter activity.